This is a messenger RNA of Porites lobata, 2322 nucleotides long. The record is from the annotation of a GenBank genome assembly. Lineage: Eukaryota; Metazoa; Cnidaria; Anthozoa; Scleractinia; Poritidae.
CAGUCACCAAGAUCACAUCUCAAAAUAUAUCAGGACCGGCAGAGUCAUGCUCAUCGCUGAUGUCCAGUUUCCUCUUAAAAUGGAAGUGGUCCUGAACGCUGCACUCACUGUGUUCACUGGCUUUUUUAGGGAAUCCAAGCAUUCAGCGGUGGUUGCGCCGAUUUUUAACCUGGACGAAGGAACACUCUUAAAAAUCUUUAGUUUCUUGUCUACUCAGGACUUGCUCCGUGCUUGUCGAGUGUGUAGCUUGUGGCAGAAACUGUCCUACGACUUACUGUUAUGGAAGACAACUGAUUUAAGGAGAUUUUCCACAUCUCUGGUCGACUCGGAAAAGUUUCAAGCACUGGCUGUCAACCGACUUGCCAAUAAAACACGAUGUCUGGAUUUAAGCGGGUUUUUACUUACAGAGGAUUCUCUACGAGUUCUCGCAACUCAUUGCAAAAAAUUACGUCAGUUGAAAUUGAAGAGCGUGACCUUUGCUGUAGAUCGCAAAAAAAUUCACAGCCAAGAGGAUGUGCUUUUCCCUCGUGACCUCGAAUGUCUUGACAUCCGAUUCUCGCAUGGCAACCCGCGCGUGUACCGCGCGAUUGGAAAAGUUCUCAGUAAAGUCAAAUGGCUAGGUCUUUCCGACGCCUUUUUUCAAAAUCUUCUAGCACAGGGAAAAAUGGAGGAAGCUAUCGACAGCAUGAAACAUUUGCGUAAACUUGACGUUAGUCACUGCUUGUUGCUCAAAGACAGCACUUUGGCUUUGUUUGCGCGCUGCAAGAAAUUGGAAGUACUUAGUGUUCGCAAAUGUUGCUUCCUCAGUGGGACUUUCGUUGACGAUAUUUUGGAUUCCUGUACAAAUCUCACGACGCUGAUCUUAGACGGGAUCAGCUUAGAGGACGAAACACUUGCCGAAAUCUCUUGGCGUAAUUCUUGUUUGAAACACCUCGAUUUAGGGUGGUGCCCUAUGGUCACCCCGAAGGGACUAAAGUGUUCCCUGCCCAGGAUUGCAAGAAUUAAGACAUUAGAAUACUUAGGACUUUGCGCUAUCGGGGAAGGAAAAGCAUUGAAUGAUGAUAUUCUUAUAAAUCUAGGAGCCAGUUUAUCAUGCUGGAGAUCCAAACAAUUGCCAGUAUUAAACGUAAGCCGUUCUCGAUCCUUAUCACAAGACGGGGUGGACGAAUUCAGCCGAUCGUGCAGUCCUGUGGAGAUGUUAGACACAACAGAUUGCCCUGCUAUAAAAUCACAUUCAACCCAAGUAGGAGAAGAGCACGAAAACGAUCACGAUAAUCAGAUUUUUCAUGAAAAUAAUGAAGUUGUUGAGAUUUCCGGAGAGGCAUGCGGAAAAGGAAAGAGAAGAAAGGGAUAUGUCAGUGCUGCGCAAUUUGCCAACAGCAAAUUUACAUUAGAAACUCCAGUCUAAGCUAAACCGGAUAAUUCUUAUACUCCUCUAUUCAAUUACAACUUUUGUUUGCCAUUAGAAUUAGGCCGCUAUGACCCUAAAACUAACAAUUAAUUUAGUAUUUUUCGCCAAAUAUUCUCAAAGGAAAAGUUGAGAGAAAGCAAGAUUCAGAUAGUUUAGGUUUAGGCGAUAACUUGUUUGUACCAACUUUUUGAAAGACUUUUUCUUAAACAGCUUUCACUGAUAAUUUUUAUCUCAGAUUUGUUUUCUCAUAAAUCAUUUUUUUGCGGGCAAACGCGUUUUACAGGUUUUACUUGUUUUUUUGAGAACAUCUUUCACGUUUGUCAAUGUGUCUUUGAAGGGGGCACCGUGAAAAUAUCAUCGCAUACUUAAGAAGGUUACGCACUUCCUGCCAAAAAUUAAUAGCUCACAGUUCAUAUGAUUGAGCGGAACCAGUUUUUGCGAUCUGAUGUCCGGUAUUUUAACAGUAUUUUAACUCCGCCUGGGUCGCCUUAAACUCUGUUGCUCCAUAUAGAGAUAUAUUUCACCUCGGCCUACCAUGCGAAUGCUCGAUCGAAAAGAACGAUCGUGAGUAUUGCGCGUGGCAUAUGAGCCUACGUUUACGCUGCCUCUCAGUUUUCUUGUGGGUAGCGCUCGAAGUGUUACGUGAGAUAACAAAACGAAUAUCGGCAAACAAAAUGACGAGCUAAUGACGAGACAGGACGUUGAGAUAUUGCUCAUAGUCGAUCUGGUCUGAUAUAACCUUUAAAUUUUUUUUACCCCUCUCUUUCUUCAACAAAGUAGAAGAUACGGUCUCACAGCAGUUAUAUGCUACUGAAAGGAUACGAUUUUUUGUCCCCAGUUUAGUUUAAGUUUAGCAAAAUAGGGUUAGUUUCAAUCUGCUAUAUCUAAAGCUUUGCCAGUUGAUCAUAUAC